CACAAACCUCAUUUUCCUCCAUCAAUUUCAAUACUCAUAUUCAUUCAUUCAUCCCCUCCACCGCCCACAAUCCGAACCCGAAAGCAGUCAAUCUUCCUCCAUGGCCAUGGCAACUCAAGCCUCCCUCUUCACCCCCACCCUCUCAGCAGCAAAACCCGCCGACCGCGUCGCCGCGCCGUGGAAGCAGUCAAUCGCUCAAUUCUCCACCCCUAAGGCGCCAAUCAAGGGCGUCGCCUCCGUUUCCCACCGCCCCAUCCGCGCAAUGGCCGAGGAAGCGCCAGCCGCGACCAAAGAGCCCGAAGCCCCCGCCGGAUUCACUCCACCGGAGCUCGACCCAAACACCCCCUCGCCGAUCUUCGGCGGCAGCACUGGCGGGCUUCUGCGUAAGGCCCAGGUGGAGGAGUUCUACGUGAUCACAUGGGAUUCCCCGAAGGAACAAGUGUUCGAGAUGCCGACGGGAGGCGCCGCCAUCAUGCGGCAGGGGCCGAACUUGCUGAAACUGGCCCGGAAAGAGCAGUGUCUGGCGCUGGGGACGAGGCUGAGAUCCAAGUACAAGAUCAAGUACCAGUUUUACAGGGUUUUCCCGAAUGGUGAGGUCCAGUAUCUGCACCCGAAAGACGGGGUGUACCCGGAGAAGGUGAAUCCGGGUCGGACCGGAGUCGGGCAGAAUAUGAGGUCGAUCGGGAAGAAUGUUAGCCCGAUUGAGGUGAAGUUUACUGGGAAGCAAGUGUACGAUUUGUGAGCUCAGAAUUUGUAUUUCUCUGAUUAUAUAAAACGUGUUCAAUGCAUGACGACUUUCUUUCA
Messenger RNA from Sesamum indicum (sesame), 804 nucleotides. RefSeq names its product photosystem I reaction center subunit II, chloroplastic. Gene Ontology annotation, biological process: photosynthesis. Gene Ontology annotation, cellular component: photosystem I reaction center; photosystem I. The record is from RefSeq and is a predicted model, not a curated record. NCBI's taxonomy places the organism in Eukaryota, Viridiplantae, Streptophyta, Magnoliopsida, Lamiales, Pedaliaceae.